This is a messenger RNA of Micropterus salmoides (largemouth bass), 5024 nucleotides long. RefSeq names its product terminal nucleotidyltransferase 5A-like. The coding region runs from base 679 to 1920 and encodes 413 amino acids. Gene Ontology annotation, molecular function: RNA binding; poly(A) RNA polymerase activity. Lineage: Eukaryota; Metazoa; Chordata; Actinopteri; Centrarchiformes; Centrarchidae. Gene Ontology annotation, biological process: mRNA stabilization. The transcript is spliced from 2 exons. The record is from RefSeq and is a predicted model, not a curated record.
GCUUCUCAAACGGGAAGCACACUGUUCACAACUUCUCCAGCAGCUGUGAAGUGGGACCUAUGUGGUAUCACGCAGUAUCAGCGAGCAGGAGUCGGCCAAAAUGUGAGGGGAAAGCAGCCAUACACCACUUUCUGAUGGUGUGCAGUGGAAAAGUGUAGCAGAUCUCAAAACAAUGCGUAAAGUUGUUGUUACGCAGCAGGGACGCGCCAUAUUCUAUGCGUAAAAGUGAGCCAACGAGGACAGAAGUGAACCUUCUGCGGUGGGUGAAAUGUUUUCUCGGAUGCGAUGAGCCUUUGGGACGUAAAGAAAAGCUGACACUGUAAGGAACAAUCAUUUCGAGCUUUACAGUUGAUAUUCGCUUUCCAGGGUUUGGCGACAGCGCCGGAGCGGAGCGCGCAGCGGAGUAAUGCUGGACAGUUACUAAGCCGUCUGGAGAACUCAUGAUUUGAAUUUGUCUGGACUGCAGACUUUAUGUAAGAAGUAGGACAAGCAUAACACCGCCCAGCUAGCUCUUUCCGUCAUGCGUAGAGACGCGUUGCCCAGCAUCUUGACGUUAUGACAGACAUCAGCUUUGAACGUUAAAUUCUACAGAAAGUUGCAGCUAGCUGAUGCCACAACUCCAGCAGGAGUCAGUGGAAAGUUUUGUCGUUUACAUCCUUCUGUCUACCUCUUCUCAACAUGGACGAGAGUGUUGAGUCUGCUGCGGCGGACAGCUGCUCGGACGGGGAGAGCAUCAACCUCAGCGUGCUCAACUGGGAGCAAGUUCAGCGGCUGGACACCAUCCUAACCGGCUCCAUUCCCAUCCACGGACGGUGGAGCUUUCCCACUCUGGAGGUGAAGCCGCGGGAUAUCGUGAAGGUGGUCCGGAGCCGCAUGGAGGAAAAGCGGAUACAAGUCCGGGAGGUGCGACUGAACGGCUCUGCGGCCAGCUACGUCCUGCACGAGGACAGCGGUCUGGGAUGGAAGGAUCUGGACUUAAUAUUCUGCGCUGAUCUGAAAGGAGAGAUGGAGUUUAAAAUAGUGAAAGAUAUAGUUCUGGACUCUCUUCUAGACUUCUUGCCCGAGGGAGUAAAUAAAGAAAAGAUCACUCCAGUGACCCUAAAGGAGGCCUAUGUGCAGAAGAUGGUGAAGGUGUGCAAUGACUCAGACCGCUGGAGUCUAAUCUCCCUCUCCAACAACCGUGGCAAGAACGUGGAGCUGAAGUUUGUGGACUCUCUUCGGCGGCAGUUUGAGUUCAGUGUGGACUCCUUCCAGAUCCGCCUGGACUCGCUUCUCCUCUUUUACGAAUGCUCAGAGCACCCCAUGGCUGCCACUUUCCACCCCACAAUUCUUGGGGAGAGCGUCUAUGGCGAUUUCCCCACUGCCCUCGAUCACCUGCGCAAGCGUCUCAUCUGCACGAGGAGCCCUGAGGAGAUUCGAGGCGGGGGUCUACUUAAAUACUGCCACCUGCUGGUGCGUGGUUUCCGUGCAGCUUCUGACAGUGAGAUGAAACUGCUGCAGCGCUACAUGUGCUCGCGCUUUUUCAUAGACUUUUCUGACGUGAGCGAGCAGAGGAGGAAGCUGGAGUCCUAUCUGCAGAACCACUUUGUAGACCUGGAGGACAGAAAGUAUGACUAUCUGGCCACGCUGUAUGAUGUGGUGCAGGAGAGCACGGUGUGCCUGAUGGGCCACGAGAGGCGUCAGACGCUCAGCCUCAUCUCUUCGCUGGCACUGCGGGUUCUGGCCGAGCAGAACGCCAUCCCCAACGCUGCCAAUGUCACCUGCUUCUACCAGCCGGCUCCUUAUGUUUCAGAUGGCAACUUCAGUAACUAUUACGUAGCGCAGGUUCAGCCUGUCUACCCCUGUCCUCCCUCGCCUCCUCAGCAUUACCUUUCUCCCCCGCAACAUCCCAUGUACGCCACGUGGCUGCCCUGUAACUAAACUUUGUGUACCUUCUUGCACUUUUGCGGAACUGGUGGAACUCGUAUCCCCUUGAAAGGGAUGAAUGAUGAUCUUUUUUGUCUUCUUUGAGAUGAGAAAUUGAGGGAAAUGGAACCAGGAUCAAGGCAGUAGGCCAGAGAAAGGCUUUUCUUAGCAGGAGCACACAGGGAGAGAUCGUAAUGAGAGAGGCUGAUCCAUCAGUUUUAAGGUUCCAUCAUCAGCGCUGAGAACGAUUUUAGUAGACCAAACCACAGCUCGGCCAACAGCCUGUGAGUUACAGCUCACAGGAACUCACAUUUAAAAUGAUGAACAUGCAUAAUGUCCUCGUCCUCUUCAAAUUAAAAACCAAAACUGACUUGCUAAAAGCCACAGCGAGUAAUAGAGGACACACAUAGCGUGCUGAAGACUGGAUUUGUGUCAAACAAUGGCAACCUUUCUGACUCCUUUUUACAGACGAUGCAAAAUGAGGAACUGGAUACUGUUUACAAAUCCAAAGAUCUACUUAAUUGAUAGUUGAUACUCAACUUUAUCUGAAUUCUGAGGAAAAACAACAACAACGAAACAAUGCAUGCUUUAUUUCUGUACAGGAAUAAUUUUCUUUAAGUGCCUAGAUAAAGCCUAAAGGGAAGAGAUAUUUUGUGAUUCUUUAUCGUAGAGAACUCUUGAGUUGUCUGACAUUUUCAGUGAAUGAUAAUGAAUGUCCUGUGGAACAGAUAGUUUACUUACAGUAUGCUGAGGUCUCUUACACCGAGGAAGGUUUUGGACCAACUAAUUUUUGGCAUUGUUUAGUUGAAGAUUCUGUUCUUAUCUGCAGUCCUGCUGGAUGAACGCACAUCCUGAUUACUAAGAGGAAGUAACAACAUAAUCUCAUUAUCUGUAGAGAGAAGGGGUGGUGGAGGUUGGAUCAAAAAUGCUUACGAGAGUAAAACAGAUCAGAAAUUUGACAUAAAUGUACAGAGAAAGAAAGGUUUUGGCAGCAGGAGAGCAAAUGAGAGCGAAUAACAGCUCUUAUCUGCAAUUUUGUUGGAUUGCAAAAUAAGGUAGUCCAGUGAACAGCUUGUUAAAAUCACAGAAAUGAAAUCCAAUCAUCUGUCAUCUGAGAUGAAAUGCUACAUAAAGAAAAGUACUUGAAUUUGUAAAGGUUUUGUCCAUAAAGCAUUUUAAAAUGCAAUUUCAACACAUGCAGUCUUUUAUCAAAAUCAAUUUCAGCUACAUGCUCAAGCUUCCUUAAAGGUGCCUUGUGGGGUUUUCUUGUAAAAAAAAAAAAAAGUUAUGUUUAAAUUUACUUAGUUACUCACCCAAGAUACCCAUCAGUGUUAUCCACACAUAGACUUUACUUGGGUGGGCCACCAAAGUAUAUCUGUCAACCCAUUUUAGCGUUUUUUAUUUUAUUUUUUUAUCCGUCCGAGAGAACGAUUCCAAUCCGCGAUUGAUUAACUGGUGGAGGAUCUCUCCUCGCUCUACCCCCUCUGUGCAGUCUAUUGACAAUUACUCUGCAGAGAAACUUCUCUGGUAUUACAUUAGAAGAGCUGCUGGGAAAACAGAAACACGAAUUGUGUUUUUUGGGCGACUGCUGACGAAGAAAGUCAACAUAGCAGACAGAUACAGGGAGAGAGAAACCGAGACGGUCCGGGCGAGGCAAGCCGUGCACGCCCACUCCUACCGCACACACCCUGUGUGUGGUAGGAGUGGGCGUGCACGUGUGGAGAAAAGAAAGAGAACUGAAGGGAAAAGCAAGGUAAGCAGAUCUAAGUAGUAAACAUUAAAAUAAAAUGGAUAAUUAAGGAAAGUUAAAAUGGUGAUAUAAGAAAUAACAUACUAUAAAGAGGGUCCUCAUAAAACAUUUGAUCAAGCAUAUUUUUACUAAAUUUUAAGGUGCAUUAGUAAGCUUCUUGUGUGUUACAGUGGAAUAGCAGUGAAUGAUGGCGGGAUAUAAACCACUGCAUGGUUGCACCUGGGCAAGUGAGUCCUCGUAUGCACGAAAUAAUACAAACAAAUCGGGGGGGCCCACUUGGAAAAAUUAUUUCUCCAAAGUGCUACUACUGGUCAAAAAGUCCACAGCUUUAAGUUUCAGUAAAUCAGAUAUGUGUUAAUAGACAUAUAUAGAUAUAUUAAUUUGAUAUCAAAUAUAUUAAAUUGUCUUUUUUUGCAUUGUUUUAAGCAGUUUAAUAUCAUUUUGCCAUGCUUUAUGCAAUGUAAAAAGUGUGUUUUCUUUCAAUGGAUAAGAGAGAAAGAGAAAACGUUCAAGAGACGUCUACAAAUAUCUGCAGACCACGCAGUGAUACAACAAACCUGUUUAUCAGAGGGGUGGGUGGAGCUUGGGUUGUGAAUGCAGUGACGAAGCAGCAGAGAAACUUCAGAAUGGAGUGAAGUAAAGGCAUGCUACUGGUAGAGUCACCUUGCAGAGGAGAUUAUGUCAAAAUAAAAAAUUAAGCCAGAGAAGCUCCAAAGUUCAGUGGAUAUUAGCCAAUGUAGAUUUCAUCUUCUCUUUUAUAUAAAAAGAGUCAACGUUUGGGAUGUGUGGAACUUUGGGCUGCAUGAGCAGAUGACAGCUGCCAACAAUUUAUCUCUUCUCAGCAUGAGAAAGCACCAAAGAAUGAGGAAAUGUAGAGUACAGAUAAGGACAACCACAUUCCUAUUUGAAUGGCACUAAGACAAGUUGGCUCGUGAUCAUGAAAAUAACAGGUGUACAUGUUCAGCUUUACAAGUGCAAGAGACUCAGCAUAUUCUAUCAAACAUGAUGUCAGAUCUCCUAUUUUUCUAUCAAUCUCUAUUUUUGUACAGUUUGUGUUUGACCGAUGUAGCAGGCAGAGUCAAAGCUGUGUCACUGAGUCUAUUUUGUGGUGUGUGUGAAUCUGUGUUAUUUUGGCUGAUGAAGAGCAGUGCAGGUGGACGACAUGGUGGCUAUGCUGGGAUGCAGAUUUAACUUGUGUUCACUUUGUGUGUGCUCUGAGCUGUUUCAUAUGGGUUUCUGUUGCUCUAAAGAGAUUUGUUUCACUGUUCUUCAUUUUAACUGCCGUCCUGAUUGGACACGAAAGUAAUGAUCUGCUAAUUGUGUUCAAGUUGACCAACUUGAGAAUUAAAAGCAAAAAAAGACCAUCAUA